Molecule: messenger RNA, 1305 nt
Organism: Adineta steineri
Lineage: Eukaryota; Metazoa; Rotifera; Eurotatoria; Adinetida; Adinetidae
Source: the annotation of a GenBank genome assembly
AUGGUCUUAUUGAAAUUUUAUUCGUGUUCUUUUUUAUUAUCUCAACAUGUUCGAUGUUUACAUCGAUCAAAAUUUCUUUUGGCUCGAGGGAUACGUCGUCCAAAUGAUUCCGUUCCAUCACCGCCACCACCAUCACCAUUUACAUCUAUGGAUAAAAGUUCAUUUGCAGAUGAUGAUAAUACAAAUCAAAUGUCAAUACAAGAACAAUUUGCUCGUCUUGAAUUACAACGACUUGAACAACAAUCCGAAAAACCUCGUGAAGAAUCAAAUUCAUUUAUCGAUGAGGAGACUGAAGUUUUAAAGGAAAAAGAAUUUGAUGAAGAAAAACCUUCAAAACCAUUUAUAGAUCCAAGUACAACAAGUAUUAUUCUGUUUCCUGGUCAAGGUACACAAUUUAUUGGUAUGGGACAACAAGUAAUCAACUAUCCAAAUGUAAAAGAAAUGUUUAAUAUAGCAAAUCGAAUACUUGGUUAUGAUCUUUAUUCUAAAUGUAUAAAUGGACCAAUUGAAGAUCUUAAUCAAACUUUGUAUGCUCAACCUGCUAUUUAUGUUACAUCAUUAGCUGCUGUACAAAAAUUAAAGACUGAAAAUCAAAAAGCAGUUGAAAAUUGUGUAGUAACAAGUGGUUUUAGUGUUGGUGAAAUUACAGCACUUGUUUUUGCAGGUUGUAUGACAUAUGAAGAUGGUCUUCGAUUAAUAAAAGUACGUGCUGAAGCAAUGCAAGCAGCAUCAAAUGAAGUUAAUAGUGGAAUGAUGACUGUUUUUAUUGGUCGUGAUACAAAAUUAACAUUAGCUAUUGAAGCAGCACGAGAAUGGUGUAAUAAAUAUAUUAAAAUUGAUGUACCAUGUAUACAAAUUGCUAAUCAUAUGUAUGCUGAAUGUAAAGUACUUGCUGGCCAUAAAGAGGCUUUACAAUUUAUUGCACAUAAUUAUAAAGUAUUUGGUAUACGUCGAAUAAAAUAUUUGCCUGUAAGUGGUGCUUUUCAUACACCAUUAAUGUCAUCAGCAAAAUUAAAAUUAAUAAAAGUAUUAGACAAAAUUGAUAUGCAACCACCACUUAUUCAAGUUAUGUCAAAUGUAACUGGUAAACGUCAUACAAAUGAUAUUUCAACAAUUAAACGAUUACUGAGUCAACAAUUAACAAAAAGUGUCUUUUGGGAACAAUCAAUUCAUAAAAUGUAUCAACGAGAUAAACAUGAAACAUAUCCAAAUACAUAUGAAUGUGGUCCGGGACGACAACUUGGAUAUUUACUUCGAUUAAAUAAUAAUAAAGCAUUUCAACAAUAUCAUCAUAUCGAUGUUUGA